Messenger RNA from Marasmius oreades (fairy-ring Marasmius), 1248 nucleotides. RefSeq lists its product as uncharacterized. The transcript has 5 exons. Lineage: Eukaryota; Fungi; Basidiomycota; Agaricomycetes; Agaricales; Marasmiaceae. The coding region runs from base 1 to 1248 and encodes 415 amino acids. The record is from RefSeq and is a predicted model, not a curated record.
AUGCCUUCAGACAAACUCAUCUCGCUCGAACACUUCUGUGAUCCCGUCAAACUUUCUCCAGAACAAAUCGCCUUCGAAGCUCUCUUGACAAAAAUCAAGUUCAACGCCGAGCUGGAAGCCCUGGGAUCAGCACUCGGUUUUGACCAAUUCAGCACCUCUGUCGGCAUUCGGUAUGACUCUCGACAAAAUGCGAACCAUGUUGUCCUCGUAUGGUGCAAAAGAACACCUGUCCAGACGAGUUCCCCUCUGCCAAAGGGAUGGACCGGGACUGAUUGCAAUCGGACCUACUCCCCGGAUGGGCAAGUCCCCAUCGAGGUUCAGUUUCUCCCCCAAGAUACACUCGAGCUAGACGCUAUGAUCGGGGCUUGUGCUUUAGGGUUUGGUGGUGUUACCAUUGGGCUGGUAGUGCUCGUGGGGGGUUCGGAGGAUCCCAAGCCCUGGGUCAUGACUGCAGGACAUGGGUUCCAACACUCCCCCUUGAUAGACGGAAGAGUCGACCCUCAUCACAAAGAUAACCUUGUCGCUCUCUGUCUCAUCGAAGAGGAGUGUGAUAUUUGCUACAAAUCCAACUGCCGGAUUUGUCCAGUUUGGAAAGGGCAGGGGCACCGUCUUGAAGUGGAACCAAACGAGAUCUUCAACUUUUACAACCCCAAGCUUGAUGCCCACUAUAUCAAAGAUCAGAACGAUAUUGGAGUCUUUCCACUUGUUAAUGCAAAGCUCACGGCUUUGCAAGUCUCGACUUGCCAGGAGGUUAUCAGAGAUUUCGUCUGCGACUCAGGUGCAUCAGCACACGAUAAAGAGAUUCUUGAACACGCUCAGAGUCAAUUUGCUCAACUGAAAGCUGUCGGUUUCCCAUUAAGACUUGAUGAACUCGAGGCCCUUAAAGCGGAAGACAAAUCGGGAAAACCAUUUUACAUUUUCAUGAAAGGUAUGAUGACGGGGUGGACUUUCGGUUGCCUCUCGGAUCUAGACACCAGGGGACUUGUGUUCAGGGAGCCCUUCAAGGCUGUUUCCAAACCUCCUAUUUCCGACAAGGGCGAUUCCGGUGCCCUUUUGUUUGUUCUAGAUCGCUCUCUGGUCGCACGACCGAUCGCUCUUCAUAGUGGGAAAUGGCGACUCGGACAGACCGGGGUACAAUACGGUGUAGGUCUAUGCAGAGCUGGCCGUGCAAUGAGGACUCUUGGUGGGCCGCAAUUCGAACCUCCUAAUAGCUUCUGGUUAGACCAGAACUCAUGUUAUACCCUCUGA